AUGUGGGAACAAUUAGUUUUUUGCACAGAAGACUUGAACAAACGACCAAAUACUUCCAGCGACAGUUUUGGAUCCACGAGCUCUGGCGAUUACGAUCGGUAUCCUUAUGACAAAUACGAUGACCGCAGAACAAAGAACAACACCUACGGCUCCUCCUAUGGUGAUUCAAGCAGCGGAAAGUACCCUUACGACAACCAUUAUACAAGCAGCGGAAAGUACCCUUACGACAACCAUUAUAAUGACCCCUACAGCAGUAGUUAUGGUUACGGAGGAGGUUAUGGUGAUCAGUAUGAUGAUUAUAGGAAUCGAUACAACUCUCUUUAUCAUUCUCGUUAUGGUUCUGACAACCGUUACUAUGGGAACGGAAAUGUGCACUACUUAAACGAGCCAAAGUAUCCUCCCUACUGGUAUAAUCGGUAUGAUGAAAGAAGUGAUAGGUAUCGAUACAGUCCUUCAUAUUAUUCAGGCCUACGUGAAAGACCUGAUAAUCGUUACAAUGGAAACGGAUAUUCACUUUACUUAAACGAACCGAGAGGUCCUCCUUAUCGAUAUUAUGAUACUCCUAAAAGGAAUUAUCCUUACGAUUUAAAACACGCAUAUCGUAGCCAUCCUGAAGAUCAUCGUGUCUAUUACAACAUUGAAACUGGAGAAUUUAGAGUAUCAGAUGAUGACCAGUAUUCUGCUCCUAAUCGUCCCGAUUACUCACCAUCUGGUUUUCACGAAUCUCGCUACGAAGAUUACAGAAAUAGCUUAGGUUCUGGGGCGGCUUAUCCUCCUUUAUAUCAUGGGUAUAAUGAUUUUAGACCAGGAUUUCGGCGAGGUUAUAUUAAAGAAGAGUCCAGUGCGGAUGUUCUCACUGGAAAAGAGUAA
Limulus polyphemus (Atlantic horseshoe crab) is the source of this 870-nucleotide messenger RNA. RefSeq names its product stress protein DDR48-like. The record is from RefSeq and is a predicted model, not a curated record. The transcript has a single exon. The coding region runs from base 1 to 870 and encodes 289 amino acids. NCBI's taxonomy places the organism in Eukaryota, Metazoa, Arthropoda, Merostomata, Xiphosura, Limulidae.